Molecule: messenger RNA, 6980 nt
Organism: Lucilia sericata (common green bottle fly)
Lineage: Eukaryota; Metazoa; Arthropoda; Insecta; Diptera; Calliphoridae
Gene: Alk
Product: ALK tyrosine kinase receptor
Exons: 12
Biological process (GO): cell surface receptor protein tyrosine kinase signaling pathway; multicellular organism development; protein phosphorylation
Cellular component (GO): signaling receptor complex; membrane
Molecular function (GO): ATP binding; protein binding; transmembrane receptor protein tyrosine kinase activity
Source: RefSeq, a predicted model, not a curated record
AAGUGUUGUAAUAAAUAUAAAAGUUAAAGCAAAAUGAUACAAAUACAAAAUAAAUAAAACAAAAACAAUUGUUUUAAACAAUUAAAAACUAUACAAAAAAACUAUCUUCUUAAAAAACAUAAAAAUUUAAGAAAAAAAAAUCUACUCUAAAACGAAAAAUCGUCUUAAACUUUAAAAACCCCACAACUUAGACUACAAAAAGUUAUUGAAAAGAAAAUAAACUAUAACAAAAUGGCAUUUUCCCAUUUAACAUUAUUAAAUAGGCCGCCUAAGGCUAAACAUCAAUUCAGUGUGGCCACCUUGUGUUUUGUUACCUUGACUUUGAGUACGGUGCCGUUGAAAGAAGUAGAGGCCCAAAGGCCUCUGCUAAAUCAUACCACCUACAAUACCAUACCCACAUCACAGCAUCACUAUAAACAGUUACGCAAUGGCCGGACUCAUGAUUUAAUUAUACCCCCUUCGACAGUGGCCUCUAUACCUCGAGGCCUUUUAUCGGGUGGUUUACCUCUUUACGAUGAUGACAUGGAUAGCACACGUUUACCUUCUUCUUUGGGUAGACGUGAUAAUAGAAGACGCAUUAAUUAUCAAUCCUUAGCCGCUAAUAUACCACGUGGUAACAGUGGCCGUGGUGGUGGCAUUAAUUCUUUACGCAAAGAACUCAUGAAACCUUCGGUGGGUGGUCCUGGUGGUGGCAUUAGUGGCAAUAGUCCUGGUUAUCCUUCUUACUCGGCCACCUCUGCUAUAGGGAAAAUAGAUGGCAUUGGUGGUGUCGGCCCGGCUCGUCCUUAUGGUGAAACUUUACAAAUGGCUCCCGGUUCUAUGUAUUCGACCAGUUCUCCCCCCUUUACCUAUUUAUCGAAUCCUCAAGAAUCCUCUAUACGCCAUAAACCCAAACAGAGUAGCAUUGCUAAACUUUGGAAAUUGAAUCAUGGUAAAAACAAUCAGAUUCAACAAUUUGGUGGUCCUAUGUCUCCCAAUGAUGAUCCUCGUGUUGAUGAUGAUAUUAUCCGUGAGGGUCACAAUGAUCCCUUGCAAGUGAUCAAGGAUGAGAUAAGAAUUUCACAACCACAAUCGAAUCCCUAUAUCAUCAAUACCGAGGCCACAUUUAAUACCGACAUUGAAGACCUAUUAGGAGUGCGUUGCACCUUUGAAACUCCCUGUGCCUGGAAAUGGACAGAAAAUCUCUCUGAUGGUUUUCACAUUAUGAGUGGUACUGAGGUUUCGAAAAAGAAUAUGACCGGUUUAUAUCCCGGCCCCUUAGCCGAUAAUAUCGAUGAUGCUAAUGGACAUUUCUUAUAUGCCCGCCUCUCGCCCACUACGCUACAAAUCAAUUUGACUUCACCACAAUUUAGCACCACCAUGGAGAAAUGUUUUCUCGAAGUUUAUAUGCAUCAAAGUGGCAUGACACAUGGUCUUUCACGUGUGGUGGUAGAACCUUUACAUUCGCAAGAAAGUUCUUGGGUGCCAGCGGAAAUUGUUGGUGAUAACUAUAGUCAAUGGGAAAGGAAAGUGUUUCGUUUGGGGCGUAUUUCUCGUGAUUUUCGAAUAGUCUUUGAAAUCGUGCCCAAACUAUUCGAGGGUCAAAAGGCUCAUGUGGCCAUUGAUAAUUUACGAAUGAUUAACUGUUUCCCUGAAGGAGCUAAAGCUGAGAAGUGUAGCACUUCCCAGGUGAAAUGUAUGAUGAAUAAAGUGCCAGUUUGUAUACCAUUACCAAGGAUAUGUGAUAUAACAAGGGACUGUGAUGAGGCCGAAGAUGAGCUAUUGAAUUGUGACAAAAUUCCCUUUGGAGCUAGAUGUGAUUUUGAAAAUGAUUGGUGUGGCUGGCGUGAUUCGGGACGUACGGUAUUAUCGUGGUCGCGUCACACCGGCUCUUCGCCUACAUUUGAUACCGGGCCCGAUAGUGAUCAUACCUAUCAGCAUUUACUCAAUUCCACCGUGGGCUAUUACAUGCUUGUGAACAUGAAUCAACAUAGCAAUAAUAGUGAAAAAGGUUCUUUAAUCGGUUUUGCUAGUAAUGCUAUAAUGAUAUCGCGCACAUUUAACCCUCCACCUACGGUGCAUGGAGAUCCCAAUUCGCCCUAUCGCAACUCCUGUGUCGUGCGUUUUUAUAUACAUCAAUUUGGUAAAAAUCCCGGUAGCAUAAAUUUAUCUGUGGUAGAAAUGAAGGAAAAGGAAAAUAUUACCACGACUUUAUGGUGGAGUACCAAGAAUCAGGGCGCCGAUUGGCUGAGAGCAGAAUAUAUAUUGCCGAAUAUAACUUCAAGAUAUUACUUGCAAUUUGAGGCUCGCAUGGGCAUGCGCAUUUACUCCGAUGUGGCUGUGGAUGAUUUCUCUUUGUCCCCCGAAUAGCUUUGGCAUUAAUAUACCACCCGACAUUUGAAUGGCUAUAAUUAUUGGAAUGUUCGUCAUACGAAAAGUCCUACGCAUAAAGAUUUUACGAAUCAUAAUUACCUGGAACUGGGCACCUGUGAUAAUCGAGGCAUGUUAGGACCAACGCAAUCGCAAUGUGAACACUACUAUAGCACACACAAUCGAAGUCGAGUACUAAAAGAGGUGAAAGUAGUGGAUGAAAUACCCUAUAAGGGAAUGCAAAAAUGGAAGGUGCCGCACGAGGGCUUCUAUACUUUCAUAGUCAAGGGAGCCAGUGGUGGUUUGGGUUCUGGCGGUGUGGGUUCCUCACGUGGUGCUGUAGCAGUGGCUGUGUUGGAAUUGCACAAAAACGAGGAAUUGUAUAUUUUGGUAGGACAACAGGGGGAAAAUGCCUGCAUCAAAUCUUUGGGCUAUAAGGAAGAUGGUUGUGGUUCUAGUGAUCCUGAUUUGGAUUUAAGUAAAUACAGUUUUACCUCUAAACAGCACAUGUUGAAAAAUAUGAAUUUGGAAUAUGGAGCUGGCGGAGGAGGAGGAGCUUCUUAUGUGUUUUUGUUGAACUCAGCGCGCAAUGAAGCUGUGCCUUUAAUAGUGGCCGGAGGUGGUGGUGGUUUGGGUAUAGGACGCUAUUUAGAUGAAGAUUUCCAACAUGGCCAAAAGGAUAAUUCAGCACGUAAAGGUUUAACGGGCCAGAUAAAUGGUGAGCCUUUACCUAAGAAAAUAGCGGGUCCAGGUGGGGGCUGGCGUGCCAAUAUUGAUCAGGCUUUAGAUCCUAAAUUUGGUGCAGCUCUUUUGUUGGGAGGACGUGGUGGCUUUUCUUGUUAUGUAGAUCUGGAAAAUAAUGGCUCAAAUGUUAAACGUCAUGGUCAGGGUGGUUUUGGUGGCGGUGGUGGAGGUUGUUAUACAGGAGGUGGUGGCGGCGGUUAUGCUGGAGGAGAUGUUUAUCUCAAUCAAUCGAAUGGUGAAGGAGGCACUUCUUAUAUAACCACAACGCGCACUUUAAAGGAACUAAAUGCUAUAUAUGAGGGCUCUAACUUGGGAGCAGGUUCAGUGAUUAUAAUACCCGCCAUAGAGGGCUGUGGUUGUGAUUAUAGAUGUUUAGCUUUGGAUGAAUAUCGAUCAUCGGUGAAAUGUAUUUGUCCUGAGGGUUGGCGUAUACGCAAGGAUAAUUCUUCUUCGUGUGACAUGCCCAUAACCGAGUCUAUACCUUUGAAAUAUUUGAUUUCCUUCUUUACCGUUUUAAUGCUUUUGCUAAUCGCCUGUUUGGCGGCUUUGAUUGUGAUGUUAUACAACCGCUAUCAACGCAAGAAACUGGCCAAACAGCGUCAUAAGAUGUUAAUGCAACAGGAUAUGCAAUUGACCCGUUUAAGACAUAAUUUGGAUGAAAAUAACUUGAAUAAUUUCAAUCCUAAUUAUGGCUGUGAUGAUCUUAUCAAUGGCACCAUUAAUGUUCAAAGUCUGCCUCAGGUCGCAAGGGAAAGUUUGCGUUUGGUGAAACCUUUGGGCCAGGGUGCUUUUGGUGAAGUCUAUCAGGGUUUGUAUCGUCAUCGUGAUGGUGAUGCUGUUGAAAUGCCUGUAGCCGUUAAAACUUUGCCCGAAAUGUCCACGCUGCAGGCCGAGGAAGAUUUCCUUAUGGAGGCUGCCAUUAUGGCUAAAUUUAAUCAUCCUAAUAUGGUCCAUUUAAUAGGUGUUUGCUUUGAUCGUCAUCCUCGUUUCAUAGUGUUGGAACUUUUGGCCGGUGGUGAUCUUAAGAAUUUCUUGCGUGAGGGACGCCACAAACCCGAUAGACCCUCUUCGUUAACCAUGAAAGAUUUAGUUUUCUGUGCUCUUGAUGUGGCCAAGGGUUGUCGUUAUAUGGAGAGUCAACGUUUUAUACAUCGCGAUAUAGCGGCGCGCAAUUGUCUGCUGAGUAGUAAAGGUCCUGGGCGUGUGGUGAAAAUUGCUGAUUUUGGCAUGGCACGCGAUAUAUAUCGUAGUGAUUAUUAUCGUAAGGGUGGCAAGGCUAUGCUGCCCAUAAAAUGGAUGCCUCCAGAGGCUUUUCUCGAUGGUAUAUUUACUUCCAAGACAGAUGUUUGGUCAUUUGGUGUAUUAUUGUGGGAGGUUUUCAGUUUGGGUUUAAUGCCCUAUACCGGUUUACCCAAUCCCGAGGUAAUGCAAUUGGUUACCAAUGGCGGUCGUUUGGGUACACCACCCGGCUGUCCUUCGGUAAUUUAUAAAAUUAUGGCCGAUUGCUGGAAUCCCACACCAGAAGAUCGUCCCACAUUCUCUAGUCUUUUAGAGAGACUAAAGGCCGUAACAGAGGAUCCCGCUGUUAUGAAUGCGCCACUACCACACAUCUUACGCCCGCCCUCCAAUGAACGAGAUCAAACAAUAAUACGACCGCAAGGAGUCGAUGACAUUUGUCUACAGGUACCCACAACAUCAGACUAUUUAAUCCCCUUGCCUGGGAUAACACACAAUCCUCAGCAACAAAUCAGCGAAAUGCAAAUUAGCGAAGCAACCACCAACACAAAUUCACCUGUGGUGGCAGCCGUAUCAACCGGAACCAAUGUUUGUACCCCGCCUGGAGUAUCCUCACCCUCGGCCCCUUGUUGCGGCCUAAAAGAGGGUGAUUGCGAACAGAGUCUUAAUACGAAUAAUGAGGGCAGUUGGGAGACUUCGUUUAUAUUGCCCAAUUCGAAGAGUGAUCAACCGUUGUUGAAUCAAACAAAUGGUUCACAGAAAAGCAUAAAUACCGUAUCAAUGGGUGCACCGGGUCCCGGUAAUACUAGUGGCUAUAGCAGCAGUAGUCAGCGUUCACCUGUUUCCAAUGGCUUAAGGACAAUACACAACAACAAUAACAACAGCAGCAAUUGCCAUAAUAGUAAUGGCAAUAGCCAGAGCACUACAGCGUCUACGCAAAUGAAUCCGAACGAAGAGACCACACUCAUUAGUUUGGAUACACCACAGCCGACACCGACCACCAUACAACCGCCAUUAUCAUUCUCAUCCCAGCUGGAUGGUAUAACCUUAGAUCCGGCCGCUUUAACAAAGAGUCUGAACAAUACCGUAACAGUUCCAAAUACAAAUACAACAAAUACUACUACAACAACUCCUAAUAAUAAGCACUCCUCGUAUGCCAAUAUUCAAAUGAUGUCCAAUUCGGUGGGCAAUCUGAAAGGACACUGCACUGCUGGCGAUCCCAGCAAUGGCAGCUCGCCCAACAACAGCAUGCUGCUGAUGGGCAGUGGCAGUGAAAAGCUUAACUGCAGUAUUUUACACAAGAGCAGUAAUGGUCUGAAUGUUAAUAAAAUGAAUGGUAAUCUAAAUAAGCCGGGUGCAGCUGUAGCGCCGGUAGUGGGCGUGGGUGCUAAUGCCCCGCCCUUUACCAUACAAGGCUAUAGCGAGCGUUAUAAGGAUAAACAUUCAGAGAUAAGUUGUUAAAUUUAUAAUAAUUUUCCUUUUACGUUUUUCGUUUUUUUUUGGCAAGAGUUAGCGAAAUUAUAAAACAGCGAAACACAUUUUUUUUAUAUUUAAAUUUAACGGCUAAACACAGCAAAAGCUCGGCAAACCGUUAAUGUGUAAGUAACAGUAAGUUAGUUAAGAGAGUAUUAUAUUAAGUCUACAAAAAAAGAAAAAAGAGAAAGCUUUAAAAGCAUUAAACUCUUAUUUAUCAAAGAAACUCAUUUUCCCUUUAAUUUUAUUUUUCGUUUUUUAUAUAAAAGAAAACCUUAAAAAAAACACACAAAGUUAAGUUUUCUUUGUUUUUUUUUGUCUUCUUUUGAAUGGUGGUGUAUACAGGGUGUGUUGGUUGUAUUGUUACUAAUGAUUAAAAACAAAUAAAAUAAAAAUAAUUAAAAAUUUAUCUAAAUAAUAAAAUCAUUAAAUAAAAAUUUAUAUAUUUAACGAUAAAUUGAAAAAUUAUUAUAAUUUACAUAAACAAAAAAAAAAAGAGAAAAAUUAUAUAUUAAUUGUAUUAAAUGUAGUGAGUGUGUGUAUUUAGUGUAAAAAAAAAACCAACAGCAACAACAAUUUAGUAUUAUUUAACUAACAAAAAUGAAAAUUAUUAAAAAAAACUCCUGCAAAUAAGUUAAAAAAAAAACAAUUUGUACAAAAUAAAAACAAUUAAGGUUUAAAUUAAACAAACAAUACUUUAAAGCUUUCCAUGUAAAAGGAGAAAAAGCUCAACUUUAUUAACAGUUUAAGCUUUAGCAGAGAGAACGGUCAACCUAUAGACAGUUUCUACUCUCGCGGUUAAGUUUUCGUUAACUAUCGUUACAGAACUAUAUACUCGACUGGUUCUUUCGGCUUAAAACUUUCGUUUAAACUUUUUUAAACAUUUCCAGAGAAAAGAGAAAUGAUUCAGAAUUACGUCCAGUCAAGAAGUCCAGACUACAAAAUAAACAAUUGUCGAUAUCAUAGACUUAGCUAUAGUUUAGUCGAUAGUAUAGAUUCAGAUUAAAGAAUAGACUACACUACAGACAAUAUACUAGACUAUAGUCUAGAUUAUGGACUAAGCCAUAGCACAGACUAAAUACUAAACUUUAGUCUUCAAAAUAGAAUAUAGUCCAGACUAUGGAUUAAACCAGAGUUUAAAUAUUAGUAGAUGCUUUUAUAUUUUUAUUUUUGACUUU